CGCGGCGUCGAAGGGAUCGGGGCACUCGACGCGACGCGCGAGGGGGGUCGAAACGUCAUGCGCGGCGCGUUCGAGGGCGUGCGGGGAGGGGCGUGGGGCGCGGGAGCGCCGAUGCCGACGGUGCCGAUCGCGCACGCGCGCGCGCCGGCGCACGCGACGCGGUUCGUGGCGGUGAGUGGGUUGGGAUUGGUGGCGGUGUUGUCGACGGCGCGCGCCGCCGAUUCGAUCGUCGUCGUCGCGGAGAUUUUGGACGAUGAAAUGCGCGAGGCGUUGAUCGCGACGCGAAGGGACGCGAUGAAGGCGAUGCGAGAGCGCGAGAUGGCGAUGUGCGCGGCGAUGGAGGCGAGUCGAGUGGCGGCGGGGAUGCUGAUGAUGCGAGGCGCGGGAUCGGCGUCGCCGACGCGAAUCGGCAAACCGACUCGGCGAGGGGCGACGCGGAGAUCUACGUCGAAAAGGUCGUCGCCGAAGAAGAGUCACACGUCGGGUUCCGGACGUACCGUGAUGGGAUGUUCUUCAUCGCCGUCUCCCGGGACAUCGUCACCGGAUACCGCGCCGCCGUCGCCCUCGGCGCUGCCGCAACCUUCGUUCGCCGAUUCGGCGGCGGAGGAGGAGUAUCCCGCGCUGCCGAAGCCUUUGCCGGCGACGCCGUCGAUCGCUUUGGCGCCAUCGCAAAAGCAAGACAAGUUGCCGUUGCCACCGCUAAAGUGGAUCGACAUCGCGACAAAGCCGAAGCACACCGCAAAAGGUAAGGGUAGACGGUUCAUUCGUCGCAGAGUCGAACGCGUCGAAAAGGCGCACUGGGAAUUGACUUUGUUCAUGUCUAAUUCGCACGAAUCGCUCGACGCGCGCUGCGAAGACGCGACGAAGGCGUUGCGAGACAUCAUGCGACAGUAUCAGCGCAAUCGUCUGGAUCACGACGUUGGUUUGGAAACGCACAAAGACGUGCUCCACUCGGUAAUCGAUCAUCCUAAUUCGCCAAUGUACCACUCGUGCGCGUGCGAAGAAGCGCUCAAACUUCACACCGACAUCGACGGCAUUGUGGGCUACGAUUUCUUUGCCGAAACGUGUUCGUGUGAAGAUUGUUUGAAGAUGUACGUGUACUUGUUGUGCGAUCGUCAAUGCGUGUGCCCGAAAUGUUUCAACGAGGCGACGAAAGAAGGACAUGAACGAGCCGAAACGGCUCGACGAUUGUUUGCUUCAAGCGACGACGCCACGAACGUUCCCGAAAAGUGGAGCGACAUCGCCACCCAUUUCGGUCGACUGUCAUCGCAACGAACGCUUCGCCACAUUGAAGAAUUACUGCAACGACUUCGGAAACCGGUUCUCGCCCUUCCGCCGACGCCUCCGUCACGGCGCCGCAGGAAACCGCCGCCAAAGAUUGAAUUGCAUCUCGACGGUGCGACCGCGCCUCUGGGCUCGUUGCCACCUUCUUCGCCGUCCGCCGCGUAA
This is a messenger RNA of Ostreococcus lucimarinus CCE9901, 1449 nucleotides long. RefSeq lists its product with no specific name. The transcript has a single exon. Bases 58 to 1449 code for a protein of 463 amino acids. Lineage: Eukaryota; Viridiplantae; Chlorophyta; Mamiellophyceae; Mamiellales; Bathycoccaceae. The record is from RefSeq and is a predicted model, not a curated record.